CCAGUGGGACAAGUGCUUUUCAGCUGGCAGUUCAUAGCAGCUUCUGCUCCUUCUCAACUCUCAUUGUGUGGAAACUCAGAAGAUGCUUUUCUGAGCUCUUGGUUUUCUCAACAUUCAGAUCAUGGUUCUUAUCAUGAGUGGAAGGAGAGGAUGAAUGAGUGUGCUAGGCCAGAGAGUAUAGCCCUGCUAUGUUCUCCUGUGGUCCCUUUAUCAUCUGAUUAAACCUAUAGUCAACUGACAUCUACCACAGGCCGUUGGAUGAAGUUAAAAUGGCCUCUCACAAGCAAAGCUUUCAAUGCUUUGACACCAUCACGGACGACCCAUCUCUCAAGACCCCUUUCCCCCAUGGACACUGCUCCUCAGCAUCCUUCAGAGGCUCAUCCGGCUCGACUAGACUGGAGUCGCUGGAGGAUCAUGGAUGCUAUCUCUGUGCCGAUCACCAGCAGGCCAAGGCGAUGGCUUCAGAGGCCACAGGAGCUUACUCGAACCCAUGGUAUCAUUUCCAGACACAUCCACACUCUCAGCAGUAUACAGUCAGGAGGCCCACUCGACCUGAGGAAGCUCCUGGGCAGGUUGAAGAUCACCACCACCACCACCAUCACCAUCAUCACAGGCACUCCAGGAAGAUUGUACUUGUGAAAAACAGCGACCCCUCUGUCCGGAGGACCAUCGUGCUGCACCGCAGGAGCCUGCGUAGUCUGGUGCUCUUCAUGGACGAGGUCUCUGAACUCAUGCAGUGUCUCAUCAGGAAGCUCUACACACUGGAAGGCCACAAGAUUGACAGUGUGCAAAGUCUGCUGCAGUGCCCGAGCAUUUUGGUUUGUGUGGGACGUGAGCCUUUCCACCCACUCCUGUUGGACAGCUUCAGGAAGAACUCUUAUGACAAACUUCCAAGACUGAACACAAAGCAACGCUCUAGUGUCUGCAGUGAUGAAAAGGGGGCCAAGAAAAAUGUCAACUUUGGACUUAAAACUAAAAGAAGUGUCAUCCAUCCAAGGUGUGAUUCAAGCAACAGAUCAGCAAGACUAUUCAUCUCAUCUGAAAAGUUGUUUCCCAAUGGACUUAACUCAUUACCACCAGGGCACAGAGGUGCUUGUCCUCAUCCAGGAGAAAAUACGAUGGAUGAUGACAUUGAAAAGCGAGUUCUGGUCAACAAAGACGGAAGCCUGUCAAUGGAGAUGAAAGUGCGCUUUCGACUAUUACACAACGAGACAUUGCACUGGUCCACAGAAGUGAAGAAGGCAAAGAGCACUUUUAAUGAAUCCCAUAUUGUAGCUGAUGAUGCUUGUUCCCUCUCGCAUGGCAGUGCAGAGAGCUGCUCAGAAGCGGAUUCUCUCUCUGCUGGCAAUGGCGAUCUAGCAGAUGAGACAUACAGCACCAAACGUUACCAGAGACACUUUGAGGAGCCUCAUUGCCAGCACUGUUGUGCUCACUGUCAGGAAUAUGAUAUCUGGAAGAAUCCUGUACCUCCUGAUCAAGGAUCAGUAAGAAGAAUCAGAUCUUCAAGCUCAAGUGCGUCCUCGCGGAGAAUAGUGCGCAAAAAGGCAUCUACUGACAGCAUACGCACAAUGUCCAGUGAGGAGUACACAGAGCAUGUAGUGGAAAAGGCAACUUGCAUUCAACGGACCUUUGGGCAGCAGGGUGACUCCACCGUUGAACAAUGUACCAUCAACCAUUGCCACAGUCGAAGUGAAGUACGCUCAAUGUCCCCUAAAACAAAGAGCACAAGUGCUGUAGAAGACAAGCCUGAGAACACUCAUGUAUCUGAAAAUGACGAGAACAGACCUGAUGUCAUAUCCUCUAACCUCCCUAAAGAUCAGUUAAGUGUUCAGAUUACUCAGCCAGUGGAGGAAGAGGAGAGGCCUGUAUCUGUUGUGAGUUCUUCUUCUCAAAUUUUAGCAUCACUGAAGGAGGAUCAAGAUGAUGAAGAUGUUGACCUUUCUCUGAGCAUCUCGAGAACAUCCCAUGGCCAACAGGAAGAUAAGGAGAGCAAAGAUGCAGAACCAAACCCAUGUUCUACUACACCCUGUAAAUCUCCUGCAUCUCCUGCACAUUUGUCACCAAGACCACCAAGCAAAGCUUCAUCUUUAGGACGGUCUAAAAGAUCCAGAAAGUUGGUCAGUCCAGAAGUAGAUGAUGAAGAGGGCAGGUCUGAAGCAUCUGCUUCACCCAACGCAUCAUCUGGAUUAAAAAAUGUGGUCACCAUGGACUUAGCAUCUCCAGGGGAUUCUGAAUCAAUUGAUCAACUAGAAGACAUUCAACACAAAACUGAUGUGCAAGAUGAAGAAAAAAAAGAAAGGGCACUAAGCGCGCUGUCAGCCAAAUCAAAAACUUCUGUGAAGUCACUGUCUGAGUUAUCAGCCUCUUGUGAGAAUGAAAAUGCCGCUGAGUAUACUGGAGCAAACAGUGAAAUAAUAGAGGAGCGAUCCUCGAGUGCUAUCUCCAUAACAUCCAAUAUCUCUGGAAAAUCAAAUAGAACAAAUGUUUCAGAGGUACUUGAAAAGGAUGGAAGAGCACCCAGUGCCAUGUUAGUAAAAUCUCAGAGAUCUGACAAAUCAAGAAAAACCGACAUCUCAGACAAUGUGUCUGAGGGACAAAUCUCUGAAGUAAGAACAUCAAGUGCUAUGUCUGUUAAAUCAAAUAUGUCCGUAAGGUCAAAAGUAUCAGAUGUUGGCUUUGUUGAGGCUUUACAAGACAAUGUUGAGGAGAGGGCCGUAAGUGCUGUGUCAUCUAAAUCGAAUAUUUCCGCUACAUCUAGUCAGUCUAAAGAGCCACAGUCUGUGCCUGAUGGGGCAUUAGAGGAAAGAAUAGAAGAAAAAGCUUCAAGUGUUAAAUCUGGAACAUCAAACACAUCUGGAAUCAAAGCGGUGACAAAUGAUGAUCAAACAGUGGAGAGGGCUCCCAGCUCCAUUUCGAUAAAAUCAAAUAUUUCUGCAAGAUCAAAAAUGUCAAUUGAGCUGAGCGAGCUUGAAGAUCAAGACAGAGCCCCCAGCAGCAUUUCUGUCAAAUCAAAUGUCUCACAUAAAUCAAAGUCUGACAUGUCAGAAGCAGCAUCUUUCCAAGGAGAUGAAUCUUUAAAUUCAGUGAAAUUAAACACACCUGAAGCUGAAGCAGCUCCUCAAACAGAGCUACCAGGGGAGAGAUCGCCAAGCUCUGUGUCAUCAAAAUCAAAUAUCUCUACAAGAUCCAGAACAUCCAAAAAUGUUGAGGUAGACCAAGACGAAGCACAGGAAAAAGAAGAUGUUCAGGAAAGAGCAUCAAGUGUUAUUUCAGUAAAGUCUACUACAUCUGCAAGAUCAAGGAAAUCUGAAACAACACCAAAAUCAGGAGAAGAAAUGAAGGAACGAGCUCCUAGUGUUAUGUCAGUCAAAUCAAAUGCUUCUUUAAAAUCAAAUAAGUCUAAGAUGGAGGAGGAAAUAUAAAACAGAGCCUCCAGUGUUUUGUCUGUUAAAUCUGAAGAAAAAUCUAAUCAGUCAGACAUAGAGCAAAUGGAGAAAAGACCAUCAAGUGCAAUAUCAGCUAAAUCAAAUGUUUCUGUAAGAUCUAAAGGGUCCAAAAUGUCAGAGGUGGCAGGAGAUGAUGAUCGAUUAUCUGCAGCAGCAUUACAUACCUCUGAAACAUCAAAUGAAUGCAGCACAGCACCUGAAGAAGCCUGCAAAGGCACAGAGAAGUCACCAGACAAAGAGAAAAGAGCACCAAGUGCAUUGUCAACAAAAUCCAGUAACUCUGCUAAAUCCAAGAAAUCCAAAAUAUCUGAUAUGGCUGAUGAUAUUGUAGCUGGAGAUAGAGAUGAUUUGAGAUCUGCAAGUGCAAUGUCCUCUAAAUCGAAUGUAUCUGUGAAAUCAGCGGUCUCAGAAUUGGUCACAGAAGAGCCUUUAGAAGCACAGGACCAAACAGAAGAACGGGCUCAGAGUGCAUUAUCAGCACAAUCCAAUCAGUCAGGAGUGACUGUAAGUGAGGGAGUUGAAGUUGCAGAGGAACGGGCACUGAGUGCCAUGUCAUCUAAAUCCAAUGCUUCUGAAAGACCAAAAAAAUCCAAUAAUUUAAAAGUGCCAACUGCUUUGCCUCAAGCAGCAGAACACCAAACAGUGGAACGAGCUCAGAGUGCAUUGUCAGCUAGAUCAAGUGUUUCAACAAGAUCCAAUAAGUCCAAAAUUUCAGAUGUUUUAGCGGAUAAGCUUGUUGACGUGAAAGACAAAGAAGAAGAGAGAGCUUCGAGAGCUUCAAGUGUUUUGUCUGCAAAAUCCAGCAUUUCCGCAAAGUCAAAGAAGUCAAAUGCUUCUGCAACAGACGUCAAAGCUGAUGACAAAGAAAAAGGAGACAGAGUACCAAGUGCUAUGUCAGGAAGAUCUGAUAUUUCUACCAAAACCAGUAUCUCUGCAAAAUCCAAAGCAUCAAAAGUUUCAGAAGUACCACCAGAGGAGCCUGAUGAUGAAGAAAGUGAAGUAAAAGCACCAAGCAUUACUAAAUCCAGCAUUUCAGUAAGAUCCAAUAAGUCAAAGCAUUCAGAAAUGGGUGCUGAAGAAGAGGUUCAGAACAUAGAGAGACCUCCAAGUGCAAUUUCAGUAAUAUCUGAUGAUACACAUGAUGAAAAUGAAAUGACAAAUGACAGUGAAAUCCAAGAAAGGUCUCCAAGUGCUGCAUCUGCAAAAUCACGUUCCUCUGUAAGAUCCAGAACAUCAAAAGUUUCUGAAAUGUGUAGAGAGUGGAGAGCAUCAAGUACAGCAUCAGUUACAUCUGAAACAUCUGCAAGAUCUAAAAGGUCAAAUAUUUUAGUAGUUGCUCCUAAAGAAAUUGGAAACACAGAUACUGGAGAUGUCCGAGCAUCAAGUGCAAUGUCUGCAAAAUCUUGUGCAUCUGAGAAAUCAAAAUGUUCAGAAAGAACAACUGAGGAGGAUGAAGAAGCAAGUAAAGUGGUAGACAGAACAACCAGCUCUUUGUCUGUGAAGUCAAAUCCAUCCAUAACAUCUGAUGCCACUGUUAAAUCAAGUGUUGUGCCUACUAAAUCAAAUGCUUCUGCAAAAUCCCUCCUCUCAGAAGCUGAAGAGCCUGACAGAAGAUCAACAAGUGUGGCCUCUAAUGCAUCUGCAGAAACUAAAAUGUCUAAAGCAGGUGUGAACACACAAGCAAACCGUUCACCAAGCAAAUUGUCAGUUAAAUCAAAUGUAUCUACAAGAUCCAAGAAGUCUAAAGUUUCUGAGGGUGAGGACCAUACACACACAAACACUGAAGAUACAGAAUUAAACAGAGAUGAGAGUCCGUUGUCCGAUCACUCAAAAGUAUCUCAAACAGAGAACUCAAAUGAAUGUAUUUGUGGUGCAAUAAACAAACCAUCAAGUCCAGUGGCAUCUUCUGAAAAAAACUUCGACCAUGAAGAGAUACCUGCAAGUCCUCUGUCUAAAAAGUCAGCAAAGUCCAAAGUCAGUUCAGUUGGUUCUGCCUCUGAAAGAGUUUUAACACCAACAAGCACCUCAGUUACUAUUGGGAUUGUUGAAGACCAUGAGGCUGAUGAUGUUGAGGAAAUAGAUGGAGGUGCUGUUUCAAUUAACUCAAGAAUGUCUGCUUCUUCAAAGACUGAACUAUGUGGUAAAUCUGACCAGUGUUUAUCAGAAUAUCCAGUAGAAAUCACAAAUGAAGCAACACUGACACCAGAGAAAAGACCUAAAAGUUCUGCAUCAGCUAAGUCAAAUGUCUCAGGUAAAUUGAAGUCCAAAAGCUCUCAUUGCGGCUCUACAUGUCCUACAGACACAAUUCAGGACAGAGAUGAUGUAGCAAGUAAUAAAUCCUCCAAAAUAAAGUAUUUAAUGACAUUAUCUGUAAGCCAACCAUCAGCCAACAGUUCAGUGAGGCAGAGCUCUCAAACCCAGGGGAUUCGUCCAUCUAGCAAAGCUUCCGAUAUGUCUGUACACACUGAAAUCACAGGUCAAGAGAAAGCUGAAAGUCCAGAUGUUACCCAUAAAUCUCAAAGUGUCUGUUCAAAAUGCAGUUCUACACAACAGAAAGGAAAAAUUUCACGUGCUUCAAGUGCCUCAGCAAUCUCAGACUCUGAUAAAUCCAAAAUGAAAGAAGGAAAUACUGCAGAAAUGACUGACAGACCAAAGAGUAAUAUAUCCAGUUCAUCUCGUUUGAAAGUAAAUGGUCAAAAGAAUGAUGUCGAAGCCACAGUUGUUAAUGAAAAAAGCAAUAAAUUAAACACCAAGUCAACACAGAAAGUUGAAGACAAUGCACCCAAGUGUCAUUCAGCGACUUCUGUUACCUCAGGAAACCAGCUAAGUCCUAAAAAACCAAAAAAAUCCAAAAAACCUGUUAUUCUACUUGGAAGCUCUAAUGAUAGCAUGUUAUCGCAGACCGUCCCUGCUCCAGAACCAAAAGAAGAAUAUAUUGACCAUUUGAAUGCAGCAGAAAAAAAACCUCAGUCUUGUAGAUCUGAUACAAAUAUCAGUGAAAUUAAAAGUGAAAAAAGUAGCGAAUGUAGAAAAAUAAUUGGAAGUGGCUCUUCUUGCCACAAGAUGGAUGAUGACAUGUCUGAGCUGAGUCCUUUUUGCUUGCCAAAUGCUUCUCCAACUGAGGUGGUGAAUGAAUGGCUGAGGAAAAUCCCAUCAGACACCACCUUGUGUGAUUUGGGCGACGAAUUCCAUGACAGUUAUGAUUCGAUAGAGCCACUUUGCACAUCACAUGUGCCAUCAGGAGAUGAUAAUCAGCAUGGAAGUUUGCGGCCGAGUGAUGUUACCAAGAUUGAAACACAAAAUGAAAUGGAAGAUGCUCAUGUGGUGAAUACAGAAGGGGCUACUGACAAAAAAUUUCCUGAAGUUGCUGAGGAUGAUCACUCUCAGAGAGGGGAUGAACCAAAGAUGUUUGAUUCUUCGGUUCUGGUGAUGAAAGUCUUGUUGAGCCCCAAACUCGACCGAUGCAAUAGCCUACCAGAGGUAUCUUCUGUAUAUGGACGUAAGCUCAGUGCAUCAGCGCAAGGUCUUCUGGAUUGUUUGGCAAAUCUUCAGUUGUUAGACUUUGGUCCUAGUGAUGAAGACGGUAAAAAGGAAAAAUACCAGGAGCUCAUGAGCAUGCUCAAGUCUCUUUGGCUUUGUGACCCAAAAAACAGUGAAAAGACAUCUGGGGAAAGAAACAAGCGUCUGGAUGAGGAAUUCAAAGCCAGGUCAUCCUCAGGGGUAGAUGUUAACAGUGGCUCAACAGGUUCAGGGAAAAGUAGUGUCAAUGAUGGCACCCAAGCACAAAUCAACACAGAAUGUGAAGUCCUGGAAACCCUGACAAAGGUACAGGAAGUUGAUGAAACAGUAGAAGGGGAAGCUUCAGAAACGCCCGGAUCAAAUGAUGAUUCAGCCACUCCAGAUAUAGCAAAUCAAGCUCAGUUAACCCCAGAGACAAAGGACACAGAUGAAGGAAAGCUAAAAGAUGAUGUCCCAGGCUCUGAAGAGACAAUCAGGAGUAAUGAUAGUCCAAGGGAACUCAUUGAAACACCUCUUUCCUCAAACAAGAGUUCUGGGAAUAAUCCCAAAAAAGAGGAAACCGAAUCAGACCGUCAAGAGGACACAAGUUCAGGCAGUGCUCCAAAACAACAAAGAGGUCAGUUAUCAAAAAGGCUUUUUCAAGACCCAGAUCCUGUAUGGGUUCUGAAUUUAUUGAACAAAUUAGAAAAGCAAUUUAUGACACAUUAUGUUAACGCAAUGGUUGAGUUCAAAGUCCGUUGGAAUCUGAAUGACAACGAGCAACUUGAUGCCAUGAUAUGCGAAUUGCAAGAUGAAGUCCGCAGACGGAUACAAUCGAGUAUAGACAGGGAGCUAAAGAAAAUCCAAGGCAGAGCUGGAAGACCAAGACCACCAAAAGACACAAUGUCACGUGAAUCUACCAUUCAAACAGAGCAAAGGCGAAGACGUCUGAAAGUAAUGCGCAACCAAUCAGUUGAUCCACAACCUGCUAAAAGUGACGAUGAUUAUACAAUGACAGGAACCGAUUUCAGCGAUCAACGUAGCGAUGAUGAAUAUUGUCCUUGUGACACAUGCUUGAAAAAGAAAAUGGCAUCCAAGCAUGUGUUACCUGUGGAAAUGCUUAAUUCUGCCCCUGUGAUGAUGGACUUUGAUUUAAGAAGAAUUCUCCAGAUGAAGAAAUCGUCUCCAAACAAUGAAAAGAUUGAGGAGACUGCCAAUGAACAAGCAAGUGAGAUGGAAGGAGAAAAUGCAGGGCUUGAGGCUGUCAAAGAAGAGGAUGAGAAAGAGGGGGCAGAUAAAGAAAUUCUUGCUUCCAGUGCUCAAGAAAUUGAAGAUGAAAAACAAGAAUGUGAGGAGGGUGAAGAAGAAGACAGUGCCUCUAGCUCUUAUGUAGAAGAUAGUUCAGAAAAACAAUCAAAUACACCCAGACAUUUAAAGAGAGAUGUGGAUGAAAUUGCUGAGAUGUCUGUUAACACAAUGACUGUGCAACAAGAUGAAGAGCAAGAAGAGACUGAGACUAAUUCUGAUUUAAUGGCUGUCAAAGAAAGUGCAAGCAGUUGUAAGAUUAAUGAAUUAGAUGAAGACCUGGCAAAUGAUGACGUUAGUGAAUUUGAUGACAUAAUGCAAACUGAAGCAGCAAAGGAGGAAGCAUCUGAAGAACACACUGAGGACGAAUCAGAACAGCAGGACAAGACAGCUGAUGAUGAAACUGCUGAAGAAGGGCAAAACACAGGAACCGAAUCUGUUGAAGAGGGUGAGGCCACUGCUGAAGCAGUAGCUGCUGGAGAGAAUGACAUAGCUGGUUGUGACACUGCAGGAGAAGGUGAGACAGCUGAGGGUGAGACAGCAGAAGAUGGACAAAUGGCUGAAUACAAAACUUCAAGAGAUGGUGAGGCAGCAGAAGAUGAAACUGCAGAAGAUGGACAAACUGCAGAAGCAGAAAGCACUGCAGAAAAUGGACAAACUUCUGAAGAUGUAACUGGAGAAGAAUGUGAGACUGUUAAUGAUGACAAUGCAAAAGAGCAUGAGAUGGCUGAAAAUGAAGUUCUGGAAGAUGGACAAACUGCCGAAGAUGAAACUGGAGAAGAAGGUGAGACCAUUAAUGACGAGAUUGUAGAAGUGCAUGAGACAUCUGAAAAUGAAACUGCAGAAGAUGGACAAACUACUGAAGAUGAAACUGUAGAAGAAGGUGAGACCGUUAAUGAUGAUACUGCAGAAGUGGAGGAGACGGCUCAAAGUGAAACUGCAGAAGAUGGACAAACUGCUGAAGAUGAAACUGGAGAAGAAGGUGAGACAGUUAAUAAAGACACUGCAGAAGAGCAAGAGACAGCUGAAAGUGAAACUGCAGAAGAUGGACAAACUGCUGAAGAUGAAACUGGAGAAGAAGGUGAGACAGUUGAUAAAGACACUGCAGAAGAGCAAGAGACAGCUGAAAGUGAAACUGCAGAAGAUGGACAAACUGCUGAAGAUGAAACUGGAGAAGAAGGUGAAACGGUUAAUAAAGACACUGCAGAAGAGCAUGAGACAGCUGAAAGUGAAACUGCAGAAGAUGGACAAACUGCUGAAGAUGAAACUGGAGAAGAAGGUGAAACGGUUAAUAAAGACACUGCAGAAGAGCAUGAGACAGCUGAAAGUGAAACUGCAGAAGAUGGACAAACUGCUGAAGAUGAAACUGGAGAAGAAGGUGAGACAGUUAAUGAAGACAGUGCAGAAGAGCAUGACAUUACUGAAGACGCUGCAGAAGUGCAUGAGAGAGUUGAAAAUGAAACUGUAGAAGAAUGCCAAACUGAAGAUGAAACUGGAGAAGAAGUUGAGACAAUAAACAACGACACUACAGAAGAGCAUGAGACCGCUGAAAAUGGAGAAAGUGAUGAAGAUAAAACUGCAGAAGAAGGUGAGACGACUGAAGAUAAAACUUCAGAAGAUGGACAAACUGCUGAAGCAGAAACUGUUGGAGAGGAUGAAAUAACUGAAGAUGAAACUGCAGGGGAGGGUGAGGCAUCAGCUAAAAAUGAAUCUAUAGAAGGAGAGACUGCUGAAGCUGAAACUGAGAGCAAUAUAGGUGAUGAUGAAACUGCAGAAAAGAGUGAGACAGCUGAUAACAACACUGUAGAAGAGCAUGAGACGGCUGAGAAUAAAUCUGUAGAAGACAGGCAAGCUGAAACUGCAAGAGAGAGUGAUUCAGCAAGAGAGGGUGAGACAGUUGGUGAUGAACCAGCAGAAGAUGAGCAGAAUACAGAAGCUGAUGCAGGCGAGGGAGAUACAGCUGAUAAUGAAGCUGUAGAUGACGAGCAAACUGCUGAAGAGAGUGAGACAGCUGAAGAUGAAACAGAAGCAGAGAGAGAUACUGCGGAGGGGACAUCGGUUGAAGAAAGAGGAACUGAUGUACAAAGAGCCAAUGAAGAUGAAGACAACACAGAUUAUUCAGGAACUGCAGGAGGUGUGUCAGUUGAGGAAAAAGAGACUUCUGAAGUAGAAACAGCAGAUGAGAGGACCACUGAAGCUGAAACUGAGAUGUCUGAAGAGAAAGCUACUGUUGAAGAUAGCAACACGGCUGUAGACAAGAAUGCUGUGGUAGAGUUGGCAGAGCAAACUCCUGAUCAUGAGACGACUGGAGAAGAGACGGACAAGAGUCAGUCAAAUGAUGAGGAAGACAGGGAAACUGUCAGUUGUGAAGCAGAGGAGGAUGUUCUUUCUCACAUUGAGGACACUGAGAGUCAUGAUGUCUUGACUAAUCAUGCGGUAAUUGAAGAUGAAACACCCCUUAAGAACAAUGGUGACAUUGUUCUAGAUAGUGUUGAUGAUAAAGGUGAAGAAAGUGAUAAAGAAGAUGAUAAUGUGGAGGUAAUGGCAAACAAAGCUGGUUAUGUGGCCAACACUGGUGAAUCAGCUGAAGCUGGUGAUGAAGCUGAGGAUGACACAGAGCCAGAUGUGGAGACAGAUGAAGGGGAGCAUAAUAGGAACGCUCUACCUUUACAGCCUCUGUUACAGCCAAAACCGAAAGAUGACAAACCAGAUGGAGCAACUUCAUUUAAUGUUUUGGUAAAGCACAAUUCAGAGUUUGAAGAUGGUGCCGAUGCUGAUGUAGAAGACUCAGAAACAGAAGAACACAACCAAGUCAUAGAUUUGAGUUCCGAGUCAGAGAGCAAGCCACAGAGGAAAACUGCACAUAAAACCUUCAAGAUGCUCAUUCACACUCUGAAUUUCCUCAAACUCUCAGCCGCUGGACUACCAAAGAGCAGGGAAGAGGAUAAUGAACAUGAGGUUGAAGAUGAAGAGAUUCCAGAAGACGGCAGUGAUGAUGCAGAAGAGAGUUCCUGUGUGGAGAAAGAUGAGGUGGAAGAGAAUGGAAAGGAGAAGGGCAAACUCUCAGAUAUUACAGAGGACACAGCAGAAUCUGAGGAGGACCAGACAAAUGAGACUAGUGAUGAUUCAGAGGACCAUGAAUGGGAAUCAUCUGAAAAUUCCUUGCAAAAGCAGAUGAUAAAGUCAUCCCUGGAAUCUCAGCCAGGUUCCUUUGAGGAAGUUCACGAGGAACAGGCAAAAAAUCAGAAAGGUUUAAAUCAUCUGAAAGCCAACUGGUAGAAUCCUUCUUCAGCAUAAAAGAAAAGAACCAAAGAUGCUCUUUAGCAUGUAAAAAUGGUUCCAGAGGGGUUAUUUCUCUAUUAUCCUUAGACCUUAUAAUCAUUAUCAUAAGUUAGCCCUUUGGAUUCCUUAUUUUAUUUAUCAAAGAGUAACAUAUAAUGCACUUUACUUAUUAUUCACUUGUGAUUCCAUUAUAUAUGCAGAUUAUAUAUGCAAAAGCACAGCAUUACUGCUCAGGUACUGUAAAAAGGGAACUGCUGAAACUUGAACAGCACAUAAAUCUCUUCUAACUUGAUGGAAGGAAAAUUGUUUAGAAUUUUAGUAUAUUUAUGUCAGAACAACAUAUUGCAGUUAUUUAUAUAAUUCACUCAGUUGUAAGCCUUAGCCAUUGGAGGGACUGUUGACAAGGGUUAAUUAUGCAUCAUAGUUACUGUAUCAUACUGUAUAUGUAUGUACUGCUAUACAAAUGUUCCACAGUGUAAAUGAAAAAUCACACAUCAGAGUGACAUGUAAUGGAAAUCAGGGGCAUAAACUGUGGUUAUGAGUGCACGAGAAUGAAUGUAUAUUGAACAUAUUUGAAUCUGAAUGUUUGUUUCAUUGUAGCAAUAUGAAUGAUCUAAUUUACUCGUAGGUUGCUUGUGGGAGAGCAUACCUUUAAAAAACAAAAAAUUUUUUAUCCCUGCUAAAACAUGAGAUGUCCAUUCCAUCUGACUUAGUCAGAAUAUGUAUACUAAUGCUUACUUUUAAAGUAAGUGCACUUAAUGCAGAUGUAUAUGAUUGACAUCACCAGAAAUCACCAAUAUGCAGCAUAUUGUGUAUUAUAAGGAUUGAGGUGCACACAUCAAGCCAUGCCUUAGAUGUUUUGCCACAUAAAGAACUGUACAUCUAAUGGACUAUGUUGUCUGUUUUGUUCACACAAAACUCUAAUGUAAAGUGAUGCAGAUGCAAAUGUGGUUCCUUCAUUGCAGUUUCUUUUCUGCUGGCCAAACGCUUAAUGGUUAACUGAAAUACAAUACAUUCCUUGUUACUUGAAUGUACUAAUUUCC
Messenger RNA from Sinocyclocheilus rhinocerous, 12574 nucleotides. Its product is annotated as microtubule-associated protein futsch-like. The record is from RefSeq and is a predicted model, not a curated record. The transcript has 6 exons. Lineage: Eukaryota; Metazoa; Chordata; Actinopteri; Cypriniformes; Cyprinidae. Gene Ontology annotation, cellular component: axoneme. Gene Ontology annotation, biological process: intracellular signal transduction; photoreceptor cell development; axoneme assembly.